GAACGUAUCACUCUUGAGUGGUAAAAUUCAAUGCCGGGAUAGACGAGAUUUGUUAUUUCAAACGGUACGACCUGACAGCCGAUUUGUGAGUAAGGAUUCUUGACGGGCGAUCUUGUAAUUAAUUAUUAAAGGACCUCUCGUGUCGAUCGUUGCUGUAUCUAUAAAUUAAUCUCGGAAGCAGUGUUGAGACUAAUACGGUACAUUUUGAAGUGGGAUAUUUGUCAGGAAAUCUAUCCACUGUAAUCGUGUUUCACAUGUAAUUUAUGUUCAGUUGCAAGUACUUACGAGCGUGAUACAACUCUGUUAUUCUCUGUGAUUUCACACACAAGACUGCACCAGGAUGCUGAGACUCUUGAAGUUAUCGUGCAGCUCUCCUUUGAGAAGCACCGUUUUGCAGCGACACUUCAAGCACCGUACUUUCUAUUCCUCAGCGAGUGUUGGAUCAAACGUCCUGCAUACAGAGGAGAAGCCCGUACAAGAUGAGCUGGGUAAAUUCAAGAAGGGUGAAAUCUUCCAUGGAUUCAUAGUGGACGAGGUCGCCAGGAUAGACGAGUUGUUUCUCACUGCGAUCAGAUUGUCGCACCUAUCUACAGGUGCGCAAUAUCUGCACUUGUCCAGGGAUGAUGCGAACAAUGUCUUCUCCACCGGAUUCCGCACGACUCCCAUGGAUUCCACCGGGUUGCCUCACAUAUUGGAGCACACCACUCUGUGCGGCAGCGAGAGGUAUCCCUGCAGAGAUCCUUUCUUCAAGAUGCUGAGGAGGUCCUUGGCGACGUUCAUGAACGCCAUGACGGGACCGGACUACACCAUAUAUCCCUUCUCGACGCAAAAUCUGAAGGACUACCGCAAUCUGCAGUCGGUCUACUUGGACUCGGUCUUCAGGCCGAAUCUGAGGGAGCUGGAUUUCCGUCAGGAAGGCUGGAGAUUGGAACACGCGGAUGCCAACGACAAGAGCUCGCCAAUCGUAUUCAAAGGCGUGGUCUUCAACGAGAUGAAGGGCGUCUUCAACGACAAUCAAGCUAUCCUGGCCGAGCGUAUGUUGAAUUCCAUUCUACCGAGUCACACGUACUCGGUGAUCUCCGGCGGCGAUCCUCUCGUCAUACCCAGCCUGCAGUACAUCGAUCUGCUCAACUUCCACAACAAGUACUACCACGCCUCGAACUCGCGUUUCUACUCCUACGGCAACUUCCCGCUGGAGGAACACCUGAAGUUCGUCAACGACCACUACCUCUUCCUGAGCGACCGAAUAGACACCUCCAUGUCGGCAGUGCCGCCGGAAAAGCGGUGGACCAAGGCCAGGAAGGAACACAUCACCUGCAGACCCGACCCACUGCUGGCGGAUCCCAGCCGUCACGGCACCAUCGCCAUCGCACACCUGUGUAACGACAUCACCGAUACACAGACUACCUUCGAGAUGUACGUGCUCUCGCAGCUGUUGCUGAAAGGCCCGAAUUCGGCGUUCUACAAGUCCCUGGUCGAGUCGGACCUGAGCACCGGUUUCGGUCCGGUCACCGGUUACGACUCGCAGUGCAGGGACACGAUGUUCGUCGUGAGUCUACAAGGCGUCAAGCCGGAGAACUUCGACAAGGUGGAGAGUGUCUUCGACGGCACCGUGGACAGGGUUAUCAAAGAAGGAUUCGAGAAGGACCACGUCGAGGCAGUCCUGCACGGCAUCGAGAUUCACGUGAAGCACCAGACGUCGAACUUCGGGCUGAACUUGCUCUUCAACCUGACGUCCCUGUGGAAUCACGACGGCGACUUGGUGCAGGCGCUGAGAAUCAACGAGGCCGUGAAGAAGUUCACGUCGCGAAUGAGGGAGGACCCCGGCUACCUGCGGAGCUUGGUCGAGACUUACCUGAAGAAGAACAGUCACAGGCUGACGCUGACGAUGACACCCGACGAGAAUUACGAGCAGGACAAAGCGGCCGCCGAGCAAAAGCUGCUCAAGUCGAAGCUGGAUGAGCUCACCGAAGAAGAGAGGGAGCAUAUAUACGUGGCCGGUAAGAUCCUACUUGCCGAGCAGCAGAAGGAACAGGACAUCGGGGUUUUGCCGACCCUGAAGAUCGAGGACUUGAAGGCCGACGUGGAGAGAUACGAGACAUCGAAUCUGGAGAUAUCCGGAGUGCCGCUGCAGUUGUCGGUCCAGCCGACUAACGGGAUCUCCUACUACCGAGGGAUCCUGAACACGCGGGCGUUGCCGGACGAGCUGAAGAAGCUGAUGCCGCUGUUCAACUACGUGGUCGCGAAGAUGGGCACACGCGAUCACGACUACCGCACCUUCGACCAGAUGAUGCAGCUGAAGACCGGCGGGCUCAGCUUCGCGAAUCACGUGGCCGAGCACAAGGAGAGCGCGCUCAAGUACGAGGAGGGUAUCCUCGUGGAAUCGUACUGCCUGGACCGAAACUCGGCCGACAUGUGGCGACUAUGGGCCGAGCUGUUCAACAACGUCCAGCUCACUGAUCCGCAGCGCUUCGAGACGCUCGUGAAGAUGAACGCGGCUAAUCUGAUCAACGGCAUCGCGCACGCCGGCCACGUUUACGCGAUGAGCAGCGCCGCCAGUCUGGUCUCGCCGAUCGCGCGGGUCAAGGAGAGCCUGGCCGGGCUGUCCUACGUGUCGAGGAUGAAGAGGCUCGCCCAGACACGCGACCUCGGCCCCCUGAUGCGCAGCAUGCAGGAGAUAGCGAGUCACGUGUUGAGCAAGCAGCACCUGCGCUCGGCCAUCAACCUGUCCCAGGAGCGCAAGGACGACGUUCUGGAGGGUAUUCGUGCGUUCUACGACUCGCUGCGGGGUCAGCCGACGAAGCCGCACGUCAUCACCGAGGCCGAGAACGUCGAGGCGUCCGAGAGCGGCAAUCACCACGUGCUGCCGUACACGGUGAACUACUGCUCGAAGGCCAUCCUGACGGUGCCGUACACGCAUCCGGAUUACGCGGCGCUGCGCGUCCUUUCCAAGCUGAUCACGUCCGUGUAUCUGCACCCGGAGAUACGCGAGAAGGGCGGCGCUUACGGCGGCGGAGCGAAGCUGACGUCCGAGGGGAUCUUCUCCUUUUACUCCUACAGAGACCCCAACUCCACGCGUACCUUCGACCUGUUCGAUCAGGCGCACGACUUUCUCUCGAAGCACCCGUUGCCGCAGAGCGACGUGGACGAGGCGAAGCUGGGAGUUUUCCAGCAGAUCGACGCACCCAUCCCGCCCAGCAAUCGAGGCAUGACCCGAUUCACCCACGAUAUAACGGACGACGAUCUUCAGCGGCAGAGGGAGCAGCUGAAGAUUGUUACCAGGGAGCAGCUCCUGCACGUGGCCGAGAAGUACCUGAUCCCCGGCCAAAACGGCGUCAGGGUUGGCCGUUCGCUCAUCGGGUCCUCGAACGACGAUAUCUCGAAUAGACGCGCGGAAAACUGGCUGGUGGUGAAUCAAGAGGAAACUGACCAGGCACGAGCCACCGAAUAGAUAACCAAAUAGAUAGAUGAGAUUGUUCUUAUUGUUUGGACCUUGACGAGGCAUUUUUUUUUUCUUUUUACGUUAGGCCGGAAGCAAGUCGAUACUUGUCGUCAAGUGUCAUCUCCUGUGACGCAUGCUCGGCAUGCCGCAAGUAUUAUUAUAAAGUCGGAAAGAAGGCGUACGCGUUAUACCGGUAACGUGACCAUUUGUUAAUCGAAAAUUGUAAUUUAUGGUAUUUUGUACAUUAAAUAGAUCUCCGUUGAAAGGGA
Molecule: messenger RNA, 3711 nt
Organism: Dinoponera quadriceps
Lineage: Eukaryota; Metazoa; Arthropoda; Insecta; Hymenoptera; Formicidae
Product: presequence protease, mitochondrial
Exons: 3
Coding region: 341-3451 (1036 amino acids)
Biological process (GO): protein processing
Cellular component (GO): mitochondrial matrix
Molecular function (GO): metal ion binding
Source: RefSeq, a predicted model, not a curated record